ACACACACUCACACACACACACACACACACACACACAACUACAUACAAAACACCCACCCAACCAUACACACACACAAACAGACUUUCACUCUCUCUCUCUCUCUCACACACACACACACACACACACACAAGGCAGUGAGGAUCGGCUGCUCUGUCAUGGCACAGAACGGGAUUACAGAGAAUGGAGAGGCUCUGAGUGUGAGUUUGCCACAACCUCAGAAGAUCUCAGAAAUCAAACACACCAAGCUUUUUAUUAAUAACGACUGGCACUGCUCUUCGAAAGAAAAGACCUUUCCUACAAUCAACCCUGCAACAGGUGUGAAAAUCUGCGACGUGCAAGAGGCUGAUAAAGCUGAUGUGGACAAAGCAGUGGAGGCAGCGAGAGCGGCGAUAAAGCAGGGCUCAGCAUGGAGGAGGAUGGAUGCGUCGAGCCGGGGCCGCUUACUGAAUGCGCUGGCUGACCUGCUGGAGAGAGAGCGCAGUCUGCUCGCUACUAUGGAGACUAUGGACACUGGGAAACCCUUUCUGCAGUCAUUCUUUGUUGAUCUGGAAGGAAGCAUCAGAACACUGAGAUACUACGCCGGCUGGGCGGAUAAGAUCCAUGGCAAGACCAUGCCAGUGGAUGAUAAUUUCAUGUGCUUCACCAAACAUGAGCCAGUUGGUGUAUGUGGAGCAAUCAUUCCAUGGAAUUUUCCUCUACUAAUGUUCAUAUGGAAGAUUGCUCCAGCCUUGUGCUGUGGAAACACGGUGGUCAUCAAGCCGGCUGAAGAAACUCCGCUGACGGCCCUCCAUGUCGGCGCGCUCAUCAAAGAGGCUGGUUUUCCUCCUGGAGUGGUGAACAUUGUGCCAGGUUUUGGCCCAACAGCAGGGGCAGCCAUUUCCAGCCACAUGGGCAUCGACAAAGUUGCCUUCACCGGUUCCACGGAGGUGGGUCAGCUGAUCAAAGAGGCGGCAGCAAAAAGCAACUUGAAAAGAGUGACGCUGGAACUGGGAGGAAAGAACCCUUGCAUUGUGUUUGCUGACUCAGACCUGCAGUUAGCAGUGCAGGAAGCUCAGAAGGGUGCAUUCUACAACCAGGGUCAAUGCUGCACUGCUGCCUCACGUGUCUUUGUUGAGGAGUGUGUAUAUGACGAGUUUGUGAGACUCAGUGUUGAAAGCGCUAAGAGAAUCGUAGCCGGGGACCCUAUGGACCCCCGAACAACACAUGGCCCUCAGAUUAACCAGCAGCAAUGUGAUAAUAUCAUGGAGCUGGUGGAGAGCGGGAAGCAUGAGGGAGCAAAACUGGAGUGUGGAGGAAGCGUAAUGAAGGACAAAUCUCUCUUCAUCCAGCCUACUAUCUUCUCAGAUGUCAAAGACCACAUGCGCUUGGCAAAAGAGGAGAUCUUUGGGCCAGUUCAGUGUAUUCUGAAGUUUAAGAGUCAGGAAGAAGUGAUUGACAGAGCAAACAGCACCCACUAUGGCCUGGCAGCAGCUGUGUUCACCCGGAGCAUAGAUCGAGCACUGAGUGUGUCCUCAGCCCUGGAGGCUGGCACUGUGUGGGUGAACUGCUACAAUGCCCUCCAUGCCCAGUCACCUUUUGGUGGUUAUAAGAUGUCAGGGAAUGGGCGUGAGCUUGGCGAGUACGCAUUGGCUGAGUACACUGAGGUCAAAGCAGUCACCAUAAAACUCAGUGAGCUGAAGAUUUGAGAAUCCGUUGUUUGGAGGUGACCCUGGUGAUCACUCAUCCACCGUUCAAUUACCAAGUUACUUGGAAUCAAACGGUCAACAUGACAGACGUUUUGUUUUCUUUGCUGAAAUGACUUCUUAUAUAUCUACAAGCUCUUUAUUUUCCAGUCUUUUUUAAAUCUAUAUAGAUGUUAUGUACAGAAAAAAAUAUUUGUAUAAUGUUUUAUUUAAUCUGAACAUCUUUGUCUCUUUUUGUAAAUCGCUAAAAUCCUCCUCCUGCCUCGCUUUAUGCGAUAGACUGGCUAAAAAUAAAUUUUAUUCCAAAUGCAGCCAUUUAGCCAAGACAUGCAUGGUAUAUGAAGUUUGUUUCCUUGGUUUGGCCUAAAUGCGGUAAGGCUAAUAAUGCUAAAAGGAAAGAAAAAUUUAUAGUUACCAGAUUAGCAUUUAUUUAUUUGUUUAUUUAGACUCAUAGUCAUUUGUUGUCAAGCCACUGUUCAUUUUUCAACUAUAGGUAAUAAUGUUUCACAGGCGAAUCAUUCUCAAGACUUAUUCAACAGACCAGCAUUUAGAAGGGCUUAAUUCUGAAUGUAUAUGCAGAUGAUAUGGGAGGAUUUUAAAACGUUAAAUAUAUAUGCAUCUCAUUUACUUUGUGUCUUAAAAUGGCUUUUCCAUAUUUAAAAAGCUAUUAAU
Messenger RNA from Tachysurus vachellii, 2355 nucleotides. RefSeq names its product aldehyde dehydrogenase 1 family, member A3 (gene aldh1a3). Gene Ontology annotation, molecular function: aldehyde dehydrogenase (NAD+) activity. The record is from RefSeq and is a predicted model, not a curated record. The transcript is spliced from 13 exons. NCBI's taxonomy places the organism in Eukaryota, Metazoa, Chordata, Actinopteri, Siluriformes, Bagridae. The coding region runs from base 157 to 1686 and encodes 509 amino acids.